CUGCGAAUCAUCAUGGCGGCCAGUUCGGUGUUCCACAGAGUCCGGACGGGCUCAAGGAUCGGGGCGCAGUACGACCAGGAUGGCAACGUCAUUCAGGUGGAGACGCGUGAGGACGAGGAGCAGACGGCCAAGCUGGCCGACAUCCUGGAGCUGCUGCUGGCCGCCGGCUACUUCCGCGCGCGGAUCAAGGGCCUGUCUCCUUUCGACAAGGUCGUGGGAGGCAUGACGUGGUGCAUAACUACCUGCAACUUCGACGUUGACGUGGACCUUCUUUUCCAAGAGAAUUCAACCAUAGGUCAAAAGAUAGCCCUCACCGAGAAACUCGUCUCAGUCCUGCCCAAAAUGAAGUGUCCCCACCGCUUGGAGCCCCACCAGAUUCAGGGGCUGGACUUCAUCCACAUCUUCCCCGUUGUGCAGUGGCUUGUGAAGUGCGCCAUAGAGACGAAGGAGGAGAUGGGCGACUACGUGCGCGCCUACUCCGUGUCCCAGUUCCACAAGACUCACAGCACCCCGGAGGACGAUGAGUUUGUUCAAAGGAAAGAAAAAGCAGUUAAAACACUUGUGGAUGUGUCUGAGGUGUAUAAGCCACAGAGGAAAUACAAACGGCAUGCCGAUGCAGGUGUGCUGCUGGACGAGGAGUCCAGGGUUCACUCCACUCUGCUGGAGUAUGGCAGACGUUAUAUAUUUAGCAACAAGUCAAAAGAAGAAAAGGGAGAGGAUAGAAAGGCGUCCUUGGGACAGGCUCUUCCAGCAGGCUUGACGGAGCUCUCAGAAGAAGAGGACCUCCAGGCUGCAGAGGAGAUGCGCAUUAAAACUCUCAUGACUGGCAUGGCCAUGAUGGCAACAGAGGAGGGGAGGCUGACUGCCAGCACGGUGGGACACAUUGUGGGCAUGCAGUCGGAGGAGAUCAAGCUGAUGGCCUCGGACUAUGCAGACAGACAAUCGGAGCGGCUGUUGGAGGACCGCUCUGAGCGGUACGGUCCGGCCCAGCAGCACCGCAGGCUCGUGGCAUCUCUCAACAAGCAGAUCCAACAGAAGAGCAAGCACCUGGAAGAGCUGCAAGCCAAGCAUUCGGAAGUGCAAGUGGGAUGCAGAGAAGCAGAGCGCAAACUGAUGGAGGCUACAGAGUUGACAGAGAAGUUGGACAAGGAGCUCAGUGCCCUGGAGGAAGAGGAGGCCCAAGCUGAUUCUAGUGUGCUGGAGAAGUUGAGAGGCUUGGUCGCCAUGAAUGAGAACCUGAAGAAUCAAGAACAGGAAUUCCGAUCCCACUGCAGGGAGGAGAUGACACGUCUGCAACAACUCAUCGAGAACCUAAAGAUGGAGAUGGGGGAGAACGGUAGCGAUGAGAAGGAGCAGAACAAGCUGAUAGAAAAGCAGUACAACGUGGACCGGGAGAAGCUGCAGAAGAUCAGACUGUUGCUGGCCCGGAGGAACAGGGAAAUUGCCAUCCUGCAGAGGAAGAUUGAUGAAGUGCCGAGUCGGGCGGAGCUCACCCAGUAUCAGAAGAGAUUUAUUGAACUCUACGGGCAGGUUUCAGCAACUCACAAGGAGACCAAACAGUUCUUCACUCUCUACAACACACUGGAUGACAAGAAGGUGUUCUUGGAGAAAGAGGUGAACUUGCUGAACUCCAUCCAUGACAACUUUCAGCAAGCCAUGGCAUCUUCCGGAGCCAAAGAGCAGUUCCUCAGGCAGAUGGAGCAGAUUGUGGAGGGAAUCAAACAGAACAGAAUGAAGAUGGAGAAGAAGAAACAGGAGAACAAGAUGAGGAGAGACCAGCUGAAUGAUGAGUAUCUGGAGCUACUGGAGAAGCAGAGGCUUUACUUUAAGACCAUCAAGGACUUCAAGGAGGAAUGCAGGAAGAAUGAAAUGCUGCUUUCUAAGCUGCGAGCCAAGGGUGCCUCGUAGUACUUGACUGCAAGCUGCGAAUCAUGCUUUUACAUGUAAAAUGCCUUAGUGUCA
Scleropages formosus (Asian bonytongue) is the source of this 1962-nucleotide messenger RNA. RefSeq names its product coiled-coil domain-containing protein 93-like. Gene Ontology annotation, biological process: Golgi to plasma membrane transport. The coding region runs from base 13 to 1908 and encodes 631 amino acids. The transcript has 23 exons. Lineage: Eukaryota; Metazoa; Chordata; Actinopteri; Osteoglossiformes; Osteoglossidae. The record is from RefSeq and is a predicted model, not a curated record.